Anguilla rostrata (American eel) is the source of this 4584-nucleotide messenger RNA. RefSeq names its product probable C-mannosyltransferase DPY19L4. The coding region runs from base 349 to 2670 and encodes 773 amino acids. The transcript is spliced from 20 exons. Gene Ontology annotation, cellular component: nuclear inner membrane. NCBI's taxonomy places the organism in Eukaryota, Metazoa, Chordata, Actinopteri, Anguilliformes, Anguillidae. Gene Ontology annotation, molecular function: mannosyltransferase activity. The record is from RefSeq and is a predicted model, not a curated record.
UCUCCAAUUGCUGCCAGCAACAUUUGCCAGCUUCACGGAGCUCUGUAAGCUACCAUACUGGCUAGACUACUACCGUUUAGAAUAUUUGGGUUGAAAGUUGAUGAAACUGCAAUUCUCAAGUACAAUUUAAAAAAUCUAUAAGGAAGUUAACAAGGAUUCCCCCUAAAUUCUUCUGUCCUCUUCUGUUUCGACAUUGUAGCUUGUUAGCUAGCUAAAGUGUCGUUCACACAUGGAGCUGCCAUGAAUUUCUUAGAUACCGGUAAGGAAAUAAAGUCAGAAACGUCAGCUAUUCAAGAACUCUGCAGUCGAAAACCCCGGGUUAGCGGACUUGCUUGCUAGCCAGGGGAAAUGACAGAAUUGAGACACUCGAAGGAAGAAACAUGCAUAGAAUCCGAGGUGAAUAUUCUGAAAGAGAAGGACCAGGAGCAGGAGCAGGAGCAGGAAGGUGGUACUGCAGCUGCUCAAACUCAUGAGCAUGAAAACACAGCAGGAGAUGGCAGCACUGAGGGACAGGAGUGUCCAGAAAAUGGGGGUUCAGACACUGCUGGUGACUCGAAGGAUAAGGAGACAGAAGACUCCGUGAAACAGUCCCCAGUCAAAAGACCCCGUAAAUCUGAUAAAUCUCUCCUGUUCCAGCAGUUGGUGAAGCUGUUUUUUGGUUGCCUGGCAGCCGUGACGUGUGGCAUGAUGUACGCCGUGUACCUCUCCACCUACCACGAGAGGAAGUUCUGGUUCUCCAGCAGGCAGGAGUUGGAACGGGAAAUCACCUUCCUGGGUGGCAGCGGCCUCUACUACUACUACUACAAGCACAUGCUGGCCGUACCUUCCUUCGAGAGAGGGAUGCAGGAGCUGAUGCAGGAUAACAGGACCGUCUCGGCUCAGACCAUCAACGCGGUGGAGCAGCUGUUCCUGUACCCUGAGCUGGUCACCAGCUUCCUGUACAGAGUUACGGGGAGCCAGGACGUGAUCGAGCCGGUGUACUUCUACAUCGGCGUGGUGUUCGGCCUGCAGGCCGUGUACGUGACGGCGCUCUUCGUGUCCAGCUGGGUGAUGAGCGGCACCUGGGUGGCGGGGAUGCUGGCGGUGGCGUGGUACAUCAUCAACAGGCCGGACACGACCAAAGUGGACUACGCCAUCCCUCUGAGAGAUAACUGGGCUCUGCCGUACUUCUCCUGCCAGGUGCUGGCCUUAACUGGAUUCCUGCGGAACCGCAACAGCUCUGCUACAGAGAUGUUCUGCUAUCUCCUGAUGGGAGCUUCCACCUUCACCUUCAUCCUGAUGUGGGAGUACAGUCACUACGUGCUCUUCGUCCAAGGCCUGGCCCUCUUCUUCCUCGACUGCUUCGACCUCGUACAGCCUCGCAAGAUGGCGGACAUUCACAAGGUGUACCUGUGCUCAGUGGUCCUGGCCUAUGUGCUGCAGUUCCAGAACCCCAGCCUGCUCAGUUCCCCUCUCCUCAGCCUCCUCGCCGGCUCCACGGUCGCCAGGUACCUGCAGCACAACAUGAAGAUGGGCUCCCUGGUGGCCAGGCUGAUGAAGAUCCUGCUGCAUUUCUACUUGGUCUUCACUAUCGGGAUCACCUUCAGCUAUGUGGUGAAGAGAAUCAUGCCUGUCAAUGAAAGCGACCACAUGCUAAAAUUCCUUGAAGUUAAAUUUGGACUGAACACAACAACGGACUUUGUGCCAAACCUGCUGCUGUGCCAGGAGGGCUUCCAGUCCCCCGGCCAGGACUUCUUCCUGCGCCUGACGCAGGCCUCGGUGCUCCCCUUCUACCUGCUGGUGCUGCUGGUCUGCCUGCUGUCCACACUGCAGGCCAUCUACAGGAGGCUCAGUGGGGAACCGAUGAAAUCCAACAUCAGGCUGGAAGAUGGGCGAAUAGGGGAGAAGCCAGAGGUCAUCUACCACGUGUUUCACACGAUGCUUUUUGGCAUGCUGGCAAUGGUGUUUGAGGGGAUGAAGUACCUGUGGACGCCCUAUGUUUGCAUGUUCACGGCGUUCGGCGUGUGUUCCCCGGAGCUGUGGAUGACCGUGUUCAAGUGGUUAAAGCUGAAGUCUGUUCAUCCUGUGGUCCUGGCUCUUAUUUUGAGUACGGCCGUUCCUACAAUCAUUGGAUUCAGUUUGUGGAGGGAGUACUUCCCGCGUGUGAUCGCAGAACUGACUGAGCUGCAGGAGUUCCACGACCCGGACACAGUAGAGCUGAUGAACUGGAUCAAGAGGCAGGCUCCAGUGAUGGCAGUGUUUGCAGGCAGCCCCCAGCUGAUGGGGGCAGUGAAGCUGUGUUCUGGCUGGACCGUGACCAGCCUGCCCCUCUACACUGACAUCAACCUGCUGAGGAGGAGUGAGAACAUUUACCAGGUCUAUGCAAUGAGGUCUGCGGAGGACAUCUACAAGAUCCUGACGUCGUACAAGGCCAGCUACGUGAUCAUCGAGGAGACGCUCUGUGGCGAAAUGAGCCCCGUGAAGGGCUGCCGAAUUAAGGACCUGCUGGACGUCUCCAACGGACACGUGAUGUAUGAGAAAGGAGAGAUGUAUGCCUUUUCCAAGUACCGUCGGUUCUGCCACGAGAUCAAGAUGAACUAUUCCCCCUACGUCAACUACUUCACCAGAGUCUUCUGGAACCGCUCGUACCACGUCUACAAAGUCAACUCAGUCAUCUCCUUCCAGUACUGAGAGCUCUGCAGGCCCAACUUCUCUGUUUCUGUACGAAUAGAGACAACUGUGGUAUUAUACUUCACAACUGAUCUGAGAAACUUCUCUGGAACUUUGUUGAAUGGGGCAGGGACACAUUCUACAGAACAAUUUGCUGUAACAAAUAUGGCGGAGUAGCUAGACUAUUUGGUGUGCUUGUCAGUAUUCCAGAACGUUGGCUUGGGAUCUGUACUGUAGGUAGUUAAUGUUGCUAGUCAGACGGACGUGCUCUUCCACACUUUGCUGUGCCGUGUUCACGUGGCCUUGGCAGUAAUAGCGUGUGAAGUCUGAUGUAUGUGUAAGGCGGUGUACGUUUAGUUGUGUGCUUGCACGUGUACUGGCGUGUGUUUGAGUGAGUGAGUGCGUGAGACCCGUAUUAAGGUUCUUCUUUGGUGUUAAUGUCAGUGACCAUGUUUGUGACCAUGGAAGGGAGUCCCCUGCAGUGUAGUGUACGGUUGCCCUUAUAACAGUGGUCUCCAACCCUGGUCCUGGAGAGCUACAGGGUCUGCUGGUUUUCAUAGUGACUCUGCACUUCAUGAAUCAAUCAGAGCAGUUGAUUACGCAGUUAACUCAACUCACCUGGUGUCUUGGGUCUCAAUUGGGUGCUGAUUUUAACCAGCAGACCCUGUAGCUCUCCAGGACCAGGGUUGGAGACCACUGCCUUAGCAUCACCCAUGGAGGCAACCCUACCUUAUCACUCAAUGGCGACCUCUGUGGUUGAUCUAGUGCCUGCAGUCGUAGUGCAGUCCUCCAGCUCAAUAGCUGUGAAUCUUUGAUGGGGAUUACAGAGUGUGAAGAACCGUACUCACUUUUGAGCAAAAGUGUGGGGAAAAGGGAUUGUGAGUGUGUCUGCCAUUGAUGCCAGUAGUCUGUUUGCAUCAGGAUCUAGGCUAAGUCAAGUCAGUGCAUUACCCCUCAGUCAUGAAAUUAAGCAGGACUUCCAUUUCUCCAAGGGGAUAAAAUUUAAAUAAAACUGCAUGCUUUCAUUCACAGCAUCAAAACAGACCGUUCUCUUCCUUCUGUUUCUGAUGCUUUUACAUUAUAUAGUCAAUAAAAAUCAUGACAGGAGAUAUUAAGAAUUCUUCACUGCUUAGUGCAUCUUGGUCAUUAGGGAGAUGCUUUCUAACUGACACUUCAGGUUGCCUAGUGACCUGUCUAACAUGUCAUUAGUCAGUGCUUAUCUUCUGGAAAAGGUAUGAGAAAGUGAUUCAGUGAAUUCUGUCUGUCAAUAGAGUUUCACUCCUCGUUAUUGUAAAACCACAUUUUGAUACUGAAGACAUGCAGUCAGUACAUGCAUGUUUAUUUGCUGUUUAUUUUUUAUUUUUACAUUGCACAUGAGCUUAAUGUGAAUGGCCAGAUAGAUUGCGGUGCUACCUGGCUAUCUGCUGUUUGAUGUGGAAAGGCCAAAUGAGGGCAAGCGGCGCUCACCUCAAAGCCUGAUGGGUAGUGAAGGCUGGCCCAGAGUCUACCCAUUGUAUUAUAUGCAAGGGUUAUUAGACUUUCAUCUUCUUUAUAUUUACUCAAAAAAGGUGUAUGUACUUUUCCUUACCGAAGGCUUUGGCUGCAGUAUUGGCCUACCCAUGUGGUCUUUUGUUAAACCCCAGCCAUCCUUAAGCAUUGUUACUGUAAUAGGUCUUGCAUGAUGUUGAGUAUAAGGUCAUGUAAAAUGGAGCUCAAACAGCAUUACUUUGUGUGGGACUGUCUCACUUGCCUUGAUGUCCUACGUAUGUUGCUGAGCUGUCAUGUCACUGUACCGUGAAAGGCCUGCGUCUGUGAAUGCCAGUUUCUUUUUUUUUUGUAGGCUGAAGUUGGAAUUUGACCAUUAAGUGUAUUUUCAGAUGAUGGCAAAGAAACUGUCCAUGAACCCUAAUCUGCAAUUAAAUGCUUUAUAUUUUC